Molecule: messenger RNA, 4198 nt
Organism: Microbotryum saponariae
Lineage: Eukaryota; Fungi; Basidiomycota; Microbotryomycetes; Microbotryales; Microbotryaceae
Source: the annotation of a GenBank genome assembly
AUGACUUCCACUCCACAACAUCCCCCUCGUCUCGGGGAGCAGCUGUCUGAAUACGAACAGACGUCGCACCGGUUCGGGGAGGGUUACUCGUGAGUUCCUUCCCCCUGGCCCCCCCACAUUCACCACGCAUCGCUCGCAAUCGCGCGAUCAACGACGUCACCGCGUGGCGCGCAGGCUGCAGUGCUGGUGGGCGGUUUAUCACGCACUGCACUGCGCCGGCUGGCCGAGCUCGCUGCAAGGCGCACGCCAGGGGCCACCAGUAAUUGAUCAAAAUGUAAUGUGACACUUGUGCAGAUCUGGAAACAAGAUCCCAAGCAUCGGCACCUUCUUGAAGCGUCAGGAGGUGAGCUCUUGAAGUUCCGGCCGUUGAAUCAUUGAGUAGAGCGCCCGAUCCGCGGUCGAUUGGAGUUUCGUCGCGACCGGUGGAGAGGUCCCCCGAAGGUGCUGCAGCGCAGUAGCCUCUCUGAUGUGGAGUAUGAACUACAGAAAGCUGAUCCUUACUCAACCCGAAACUCGGAUUUGUCUCUACAGAAGGCCACCAAGACAACCGAGGAACCCGAUGCUUCCGCUUCUCCCUCACAGGACAAGUGGACCGAAAACGAUGACGAAAAGUCGUCCAAACUCGGUCAAGGAGCCACUGGUGUUAAGUCUCAAAAAGAAAUCGACAUGGAGAAAGCAGCCUCGGCGGGCAAGCAACCAAAUGCGAGAAAGGUGAGCUGAGGCGAUGCAGGUUUUUUGCGGGCGUGUGCACCCCUCGGAUAUGGGUUCCCUGGCACAUUCUGCGGCAUCCAGUUGGUUACACUUGCUGAUACAGUCAAACGAUUUAUAUGCACCAUUCAGUUCCAACGAGAGGGCGAGAGAGAGGUUAUGGACCCCGUCACCGGUCAAAAGGUCGUCAUUCGCGAUGCCAAGUUGGAGGGUGAGAAACCGCAGCAGCGAGCUCGGCGCAUGAGAACCGGUUCACCCGCAGUCCUGACAUCGCUCUUCGCUUCCAGACUUCCGCAACCCCAAACUUUUUGACAAGGAUCGUCUUGAUCCCUCAAAGCCUGGUGGCCCAUCGACGAACAUUCCCGAUGCGAAAGAGGACAAUGCCCCCAUCCACGACAUCGCACCGUCCCCGGUCGAGCCUGGCAACAUUUUGAUGCACCAUUUCCCUCCUCCCAUUACCGAUUCGGUCAAGCCCAUCGCCGCCACACUUGACCACUACGCUUUGGCUAUCGUCGCUGGUCUUGGCGUGACUUGGUUCUUCGUCGCUUUCGGAUCGGGUUACUACCAGUUCGUUCUGCGUUCGGCCAUCAUCGGCGCACUUGCUGUCGGAGUGUAUGUCUCCCAUGGGAUUGUCGGCCGCAAAAUCGAGAAGGAAUUCGAGAGGAUCCGUCUGGACAUGCACAAGCAACGAGGGGAGAAGGUGAGUCGGGAGAGCAGUCGAGGUGCCGGGAUGUGAUCGAAGCUGCUGCACUCGUUACUCACGCUUUGCGCUGCCAUUGUGUACAGUUUUCUCCUCCCACGCCCGAGUCGGUGGAGUGGUUGAACGCAUUCACCAAAGUCGUCUGGACGCUAAUUAAUCCCUCAAUGUUCGUUUCGUUGGUCGACAUGAUCGAAGACGUCAUGCAAGCCUCGCUUCCGGGCUUCAUCGAUGCUGUCAAAGUUGAGGACUUUACCAUCGGCAAAAACGCGCUGCGCAUCAUCUCGAUGCGUGCUCUUCCGGACCAACCGAAUGAGUCUGGAUAUCCGCACGAAGAGUGGAUUGACCAAGGUAGCGAGGAAGAAGCCUUGGACCCGGCACGCCGCAAGAAGAAGGUUGACAAGCGAAAGGACCUCACCGAGGAGGAGUCGAAGAAGCUCGACGAGAUCAACAAGCAAGUCGAGGGCGAAGAUGUGGCGGACGAAGAUCAGACGGGCGACUAUGUAAACUUUGAAGUCAGCUUUGGAUAUUUCGCCCCUCCCGGAACCAAGAAGCUUCAAGGCGAGAACAUCUCCCUCAUCAUCAAGUUCUUCCUCGGCGCCUACGACUUGUUCCACUUGCCCAUUCCGAUCUGGAUUGCCGUCGAGUCGAUUGUCGGCACCGUCCGACUGCGUUGCCAGAUGGUCGCCAACCCACCCUUCAUUCGGAACGUGACCUUCACGCUCAUGGGUGUUCCCGCGAUCGAAGCCUCGGCCAUUCCUCUGGCCAGGGGGCUUCCAAACGUCCUCGACCUCCCUCUCAUCAGUGGCUUCGUACAAUCAUCCAUCGCGGCGGCGAUGUCGAUCUACUGCGCUCCCAAGUCGAUGACGAUGAACGUUGCACAAAUAAUCUCGGGUGACGGUAUCAAGAAGGAAACCAAAGCUCUUGGAGUGUUCAUGAUCAAGAUCCACUACGCCGAGGAUCUCUCGGCUCAAGACGACAAUGGCUUCUCCGACCCUUACGUCGUGCUCGCCUACGCCAAGUUCGGCAAGCCUCUAUUCAGUACUCGUAUCAUCGAACGUACUCUGAACCCGGUCUGGGAGCAAACGGCCUUCCUCGUAAGCACCUGGAAGCGUUGCAGUGUUUGCAGGCCCGGAACUAACCUCGACAGACGGCCCACAGCUCGUUACGGACGACGAAAUUCGCGCAGACGAAAAGCUCUCCGUUCAGCUCUGGGACAGCGACAAGCUGUCGGCUGAUGAUUUGGUCGGCAGAAUCACGGUGCCUUUGAUCGACCUCAUGCUCAAGCCCAACGAGGUUCACAAGCGCUCGGACAAGCUUAUGGGCUACGAAGACUCCGAUUCGCUCUCUGGCACCCUGCACUGGGAAAUCGCGUACUACGAAAAGGCCAAGUUAAACCCCGAUCUCAAGGCCGCUCCAGGCAUCGACCACAAUCUACCCAAGGAAUUGCAAGAUCACCCCGAACUCAAGGUCGACACCUCGGCUAUGGACAACGCCGAAGAGGCAGAUGUCCGACGAACGCCCCCUGACCCGAAAUAUCCGACCGGUAUCCUUUCGAUCAUCAUUCAUCAGAUCAACAACUUGGAGCGACAGAAUCUCAAGGGAGCCAGCGGCAAGGAUCGCGAGGGUCAUGCCGGGCAGGACACCGACGAUCCGAGCGAGGCCGAGAACAACCUCCCCUCGGCAUACUGUGAGAUCGUGCUCAACGACGACAUGGUGUACAAAACCCGCGUCAAACAGUACUCUCAGAUGCCUUUUUUCGAGGCCGGGGGCGAAUGGUACAUCCCGGACUACACGAACACGACCCUGCGAGUCGUCGUCCGAGACUCCCGCUUACGCGAACACGACCCCAUUCUCGGCAUCGUCAACCUACCGCUCGACAAGAUCCUCGCUCACUCCUCCCAGGUCACUCGAUUGUACGCGAUUCAAGAUGGUGUAGGUUUUGGCAAAAUCAGCAUCUCCGUUUUGUUCAAGGGAGUCAAGGUUGAGCUGCCUAGGGAACUCCGUGGCUGGAACACGGGAACGGUGUGUGUCACGAGCAACAUCAAGGUUGAGCCAGUCGAAGGCGUCGACUUUGACUUCAAAGCCAAAAAGAUUGUCCUCUCGACCCUCGAGGCGAAGCAGAAGGUCCCUGGGCGCGCCGCGACGGUCAAUGCCGAUGGUUCAAUCGAGUGGGACGUCGACGAGGACAUUCGUCUGCCGACUUAUGAUCGCUACAGCUCGGCGCUCUUCUUUGACUAUGGUGGAGGAUUCACACUCGGCCCUCUUGGUGAUAAGACGGAUGCCUAUGCUGCAUGCUGGCUCAGCGAACUCGUCGAUGACGAGGAGAAGGAAAUUCGUGUGCCGAUCGUCAUCUCGCCCGAGCUCGAACGCUUGCGCCAAAACCGGAUCUGCGACCAGUUGAAGAAGACUCACGACUGCACUAUUGUCGGUUGGUUGACGACAACUGUUAUGCUCGAUGCUGGUCUCGAUGAAGAUCACGAACAGUACGCCGAGACGCAGACGCAACGCCACGAGUUUGAGGUGUACGACCGCGUCGAGGGAAUGGCUGCCCAAGCCGAGGAGAACUCGCAUGCCGACGACGACGGCGUCAUCGACAAGCAGGAGAAGAAGGAAAUCAAUCGCGCUCACAAGAAGGCGCUCGAGUCUCGUCAUCGUGGGAAAAUGCAGUUCGCUCCCGUCAGGACCGGGAUCUGGGCUAAAGACGGCUUGAGCUCUCGCAUCGACCGCGUCAAGCGCAGGAUGACCGGCAAAUCGCUCAAACAGACAAGCGUUCAGUCCGAGGCUGGGUGA